Molecule: messenger RNA, 411 nt
Organism: Microthlaspi erraticum
Lineage: Eukaryota; Viridiplantae; Streptophyta; Magnoliopsida; Brassicales; Brassicaceae
Source: the annotation of a GenBank genome assembly
AUGUUCCGCGCUCGGCCAAAGUUCAAUCCCGUCCAAGCUCGGCCGAUCACACACACGACCCGGGAAACAUGUCCCGCGGUCGGCCAAGCCACGAUCACAGCCAGCCGCGCACGACCACGCCGCGCGAGCCGGGAAGUAACGCCUCGCGGCCGCGCAACUCACGUACCAGGCCGAUGCGCCGUCCGACCGGGAAAGCCGUCCCACGUCCGGCCAGAAACCAUCGGCCAAUCUUCAUCCGCCGACCACGCGGCCGACACGAAACAUCCGGCCACGACCGUUCCGACUCCGAUAGCGCCAAGACCCGACUGUCCGGCCGAUCGUCCCGACCGACCGUCCGAACGCCGCGGUCGACCCGAAGCCGUUUUUGAAGCCCAAUCCGCACAAUUCAAGCCCAAAGCCGGCGCCGACUAG